AUGCAGAAUGAGUGCCUGUCGCAUUACGUGGAAACGUUCCAGUCGUGGUGCGAUAAGCACGUAGCGCUGGUGGAUAAGGUGAAACACUCCGAGACCGAAGCCUGUGGGAUUUGCUACGAUGAUAUGGGACCGUACAGGAAGCUGGAAUCGAUUCGUGCCCCGUGCUGUCAGAAUGGCUGGUUCCAUCGGAGCUACGUGGCACAGUUUGCCCAAUCGGCGAGGUACUUUUUCAAUUGCCCUUUGUGCAACAAGGACGACUUUAGUCUGCAGAUCCAUCAGCGUGGCAUUUAUAUUCCGGAAAAUUAA
This is a messenger RNA of Ochlerotatus camptorhynchus, 306 nucleotides long. Its product is annotated as PHD finger protein 7-like. Gene Ontology annotation, cellular component: nucleus. Lineage: Eukaryota; Metazoa; Arthropoda; Insecta; Diptera; Culicidae. Bases 1 to 306 code for a protein of 101 amino acids. The transcript has a single exon. The record is from RefSeq and is a predicted model, not a curated record.